CCCCUCAAACCCAAAGUAUGUGGCACAUAACCAAAAGUACUUAACCAAAAAGAAAAAAAGAAAAAACUCCCACAUGAGUCCUUACUAUUUUUUGGUCCCUCUUUUGGUACUCUGCAUUAUUUCAUCAACCACCAAUGGCCUCACUCAACAACAACAAUACUAUGCAAACUAUAUGAAAAAAGCCACUAACAACAACAUUCGACAAUUCUUGGCACCUCAAAAUGCAGCCCGUUCAGCACUUAGGCUAAAACCAUUGGUGUGGGACAAAAAAUUGGAGAAUUAUGCAAAAUGGUAUGCAAAUCAAAGAAGAAAUGAUUGUGAAUUGAGACAUUCAAAUGGACCUUAUGGUGAAAAUAUUUUUUGGGGAAGUGGGAACGGUUGGUCACCCGCCCAGGCUGUAUCAGCCUGGGUGAGCGAACGUCGUUCGUACAACUAUUGGUACAAUAGUUGCAACGGGGCACAAGAAUGUGGACAUUAUACACAAAUUGUGUGGAGAGAAACUAGAAGAAUUGGUUGUGCAAAAGUUCAAUGUUAUAAUGGAUUGGGAGUUUUCAUGACUUGCAACUAUGAUCCUCCUGGUAAUUACAUUGGUGAAAGGCCUUACUAAACCUUUUUUUAAAUUUUUCCAAAUUUUUGUUUUAAACAAAUGCAUUGAAUUGGUUUUUGUACUUCUUUCUUGAAUUUUUUUUCUUUUUGUAUUUUAAAGGCAUAUGUGAGAUUGAGAAAGGAAGUUUCUCACUACUUGUUUAAUUUGUAUCAAUAACAACAAGUGUAAUAUGAAUGAUGUGGAAGUUAACCAUAUAUGGAUUAUGACUUUAUGAGUUA
Messenger RNA from Lycium barbarum (goji berry), 825 nucleotides. RefSeq names its product pathogenesis-related protein PR-1. The transcript has a single exon. Bases 74 to 607 code for a protein of 177 amino acids. Lineage: Eukaryota; Viridiplantae; Streptophyta; Magnoliopsida; Solanales; Solanaceae. The record is from RefSeq and is a predicted model, not a curated record. Gene Ontology annotation, cellular component: extracellular region.